AUGCAUUUCCAAGGCUUUUGGCUAUGUUUGGGUCUUCUGUUCGUCUCAAUUAAUGCAGAACCUAUGGAUGAUGGUGUUGAGAUGGAAGACUUUGAAAAUUCAGAAGAGACUGAUGAUAAUGAAGGUGAACCUUCCUCAGAGAAAAAAUAUAAGACACCUCGACCUAUAGGAGAAGUAUAUUUUACGGAAACCUUUGAUAGUGGAAGGUUGGCUGGGUGGGUUUUAUCAAAAGCAAAGAAAGAUGAUAUGGAUACAGAGAUUUCUAUAUAUGAUGGAAGAUGGGAAAUAGAAGAGUUAAAAGAAAACCAGGUACCUGGUGACAGAGGACUGGUAUUGAAAUCUAGAGCAAAGCAUCAUGCAAUAUCUGCUGUAUUAGCAAAACCCUUUAUUUUUGCUGAUAAACCUUUGAUAGUUCAAUAUGAAGUAAAUUUUCAAGAUGGUAUUGAUUGUGGAGGUGCAUACAUUAAACUCCUAGCAGACACUGAUGAUUUGAUUCUGGAAAACUUUCAUGAUAAAACAUCCUAUACCAUUAUGUUUGGACCAGAUAGAUGUGGAGAAGAUUACAAACUUCAUUUUAUCUUCAGACAUAAACAUCCCAAAACUGGAGUUUUUGAAGAGAAACAUGCCAAACCUCCAGAUGUAGACCUUAAAAAAUUCUUUACAGACAGAAAGACUCAUCUUUAUACCCUUGUGAUGAAUCCAGAUGACACAUUUGAAGUAUUAAUUGAUCAAACAGUUGUAAACAAAGGAAGCCUACUAGAGGAUGUGGUUCCUCCUAUCAAUCCUCCCAAAGAAAUUGACGAUCCCAAUGAUAUAAAACCUGAUGAGUGGGAUGAAAGAGCAAAAAUCCCUGAUCCUUCUGCUGUCAAACCAGAAGACUGGGAUGAAAGUGAACCUGCCCAAAUAGAAGAUUUAAGUGUUGUUAAACCUGAUGGCUGGCUUGAUGAUGAACCAAAAUUAAUCCCAAAUCCUGAUGCUGAAAAACCUGAUGACUGGAAUGAAGACAUGGAUGGAGAAUGGGAGGCACCUCGUAUUCCUAAUCCAGCAUGUCGUAUUGGGUGUGGUGAGUGGAAACCUCCCAUGAUAGAUAACCCAAAAUACAAAGGAGAAUGGAGACCUCCAAUGAUUGAUAAUCCUAACUACCAGGGAAUCUGGAGUCCUCGAAAAAUUCCUAAUCCAGAUUAUUUUGAAGAUGAUCAUCCAUUUCUUCUGACUUCUUUCUCUGCUCUUGGUUUAGAGCUUUGGUCUAUGACAUCUAAUAUCUACUUUGAUAAUUUUAUUAUCUGUUCAGAAAAAGCAGUAGCAGAUCACUGGGCUGCAGAUGGUUGGGCAGUGAAAAUAAUGAUAGCAAAUGCUAAUGAGCCUGGUGUAUUUAAACAGAUAAUGGCAUCUGCUCAAGAGCAACCAUGGCUUUGGUUCAUUUGCCUUGUGAUAGCAGUGCUACCAAUAGCAUUAAUUACAUCAUUUUGUUGGCCAGGAAAAGUAAAGAAAAAAUAUGAAGAUACAGAGUACAAAAAAACUGACAUAUGUAAACCACAAACAAAGGGAGCACUGGAGGAAGAAGUGAAGGAAGAGGAAUCAGCCCUGGAAAAACCACUAGACUUGGAGGAGGAGGAGAAAAAGCAAACUGAUGGUGAAAUUCUUGAAAAAGAAGAGGAAGGUGAACCUGAGGAAAAGAGUGAAGAAGAAAUUGAAAUCAUACAAGGGCAAGAGGAAGGUAAUAAAUCAAAUAAGUCUGGAUCAGAGGAUGAGAUGAAAGAAGCAGAUGAGAGCACAGGAUCUGGAGAUGGUCCUAUAAAGUCAGUACGCAAAAGAAAAGUACGAAAGGACUAA
Messenger RNA from Cynocephalus volans (Philippine flying lemur), 1833 nucleotides. It is a transcript of the gene CLGN, whose product is annotated as calmegin. The coding region runs from base 1 to 1833 and encodes 610 amino acids. Gene Ontology annotation, molecular function: calcium ion binding. Gene Ontology annotation, biological process: protein folding. Lineage: Eukaryota; Metazoa; Chordata; Mammalia; Dermoptera; Cynocephalidae. The record is from RefSeq and is a predicted model, not a curated record. Gene Ontology annotation, cellular component: endoplasmic reticulum membrane; endoplasmic reticulum. The transcript is spliced from 14 exons.